CUCCCAACGGCCGCGAUCAUAUUUUCACCUGUCUAAUUCUCCGCCUGCAUCCUUCUCAUCCUGUCCUCCGGUCUUGAAAAGCCUAAAGCUUCAGCAGCACCUCCCACGGCCUGCGCACAUUUGGGGAUACGGAGACCCUAGACCACUCGUUACCAGCACCGACCGCAACGGCAUAGAUCGGAAUUGACGGCUGUACUGCAUUAUCUGCGCAAAUCCAAUGGCUUCUCCGAACCUUGAGCGGAAUCAAUCGCCCGAUGAGGCGCCCCGGGAUGCGAGCGUCCACCCAGCCCUUCAACCCAAUGUUACCGACGUCCCAGUCACUCCGGGGGUACACCCAAGUGGGCAGUCGGCCUACGUGGAGCCCCAACGCCCUCCCUUGGUGACCCCCCAAGGCAUCACUCCAGGGCCGCAAGGACAGUCGCAGGUCAAUACGGGUUCAUACUUCUCUCAUCGUGCUGGUGCCUCAGCGGAAGCACAGUCGAAGGAUGGGUUGGCGGCGAGAGACCCUCGGGCUGCGCAUCCAAAGUUAAAUCUCAGUGGUAGAGUGCUCAGCGCAACAUUCGCCAUCCCGUAUAAUGUUGGUUUCUCCCCCGGAAAGGAAUGGGAACUCAGUCCCCGUGCGGGCACUUCCGCCUUGUUCGACUCAUUUGCCUACCUCGCCUCCUCGUCUUCUCCCUGGAAUCACACCCUCAUCGGCUGGACGGGGGAGUUAAAAGAGGCAGAGGACCCCGCACCUGGUACCGCGAGCGCGACGUCAACGCAGCAUAAAGCGGCCGCCCCUAUUCCAGUUGACAGCAAGACGCCCACUAUCCCACCUCCCCAAGCGGAUGGGCUGCGAAUCGGGAAAGCCGACAGAGAGAAACUGGAGCAAAGACUUGAACGUGAUCCGGGAGGCAAGAUUGUGCCUGUCUGGCUUGUGGACGAGGUGGACGAGCAAAAGGACGAAUAUGUCAUGAAAGAUCAGUCACGUUGGCGCAGAUAUGCCGAACACGAACUCUAUACGCUUUUUCAUUAUAAGCAAAACGAGCCCGCCGAUGGCCGUGCCGCUCGGAAGACGUGGGCCGACUACUACCGUAUGAACAAGCUAUUCGCCGACAAGAUUCUCGAGUUGUACAAGCCCGGAGAUAUUAUUCUCAUUCACGAUUUCUACUUGCUUUUGCUUCCGAGCUUGCUGCGCCAGAGCUUGCCCAACGUAUACAUCGGCUUCUUUCUGCACGUCCCCUUCCCGAGCAGCGAGUUUUAUCGCUGCUUGAGCAGACGUAAGGAGAUCUUGGAGGGGGUGUUGGGUGCCAACAUGAUCGGCUUCCAAUCCUACAGCUACGCACGCCACUUCUCGUCUUGCUGUACUCGAGUCUUGGGCUUCGAUUCCUCGUCGACAGGCGUUGAUGCCUACGGCGCCCACGUCGCAGUCGACGUAUUCCCCAUUGGCAUCAACGCCGCCUUGACUCAGCGUAUUGCAUUCGGAGAUGAAGCCAUUCAGGAGAAAAUCAAGGGCAUCCGCGAACUCUACGCUGGCAAGAAGAUUAUCGUGGGCCGAGACCGCCUCGACUCCGUCAGGGGAGUAGCCCAGAAACUGCAGGCUUUCGAGAUGUUCCUCGAAAGGUACCCUCAGUGGCGGGGUAAGGUGGUUCUCAUUCAGGUCACCAGUCCCGGAAGCGUCCAGGUACUCCGUGGAGAGGACGAUGACAACAAGAUCCUCAACAAGAUUUCCGACCUCGUCGCUCGGAUCAAUGGGAAUUACGGUUCUCUCAGCUUCUCCCCGGUUCAACAUUUCCCUCAGUACCUUAGCAAGGAAGAAUACUUUGCGCUGCUUCGCGUGGCAGACGUGGGACUGAUUACCAGCGUCCGCGACGGCAUGAACACGACCAGCUUGGAAUACGUCAUCUGCCAAAAGGAUAAUCAAGGACCCCUCAUCCUCUCCGAGUUCUCAGGUACCUCAAGCUUCCUCGAUGGGGCCAUUCACAUCAACCCCUGGGAUCUGGGAGGCGUUGCCGAAGCCAUCAACAACGCCCUGACUAUGCCCGAGAAGCAGCGGCAGGAGCAGUUUGCCAAGCUGUACAAGCACGUCGUGGCGAACAACGUGCAGUACUGGACGAACAACCUGAUGAAGAAGCUUCUGGCGAACCUGUCGUCGUUCGACCAGUCGUUUGCUACUCCUGCGCUGGAUCGUGCGAAGUUGCUCCUGCAGUACCGACAAUCGAAGAAGCGGUUGUUUAUGUUCGAUUACGAUGGCACCCUGACUCCUAUAGUAAAGGAUCCAGGAGCAGCUAUCCCCUCGGACCGCGUCAUCCGGACGCUCAAGACGCUUUCGGCCGACCCGGCGAACGCGGUUUGGAUCAUCAGCGGAAGAGACCAGAAGUUCUUGGACGAUUGGAUGGGCCACGUGCCUGAACUUGGCCUCAGUGCGGAACAUGGUAGUUUCAUGCGACGUCCACGCAGCACCGAGUGGGAGGACCUGACGGCCUCGGCCGACAUGAGCUGGCAGCCCGACGUCCUGGAUAUCUUCCAACAUUACACUGAGAGGACAACUGGUUCAUUCGUGGAGCGCAAGAAGAUCGCUCUGACGUGGCACUACCGGCGUGCGGAUCCCGAAUAUGGCGCGUUCCAGGCGCGACAAUGCCAAAAGCAUCUGGAGAUGACGGUAGCUAAGAAGUAUGACGUCGAGGUCAUGACGGGCAAGGCCAAUCUGGAAGUGCGGCCGAAGUUUGUGAACAAGGGCGAAAUCGCGAAGAAGCUGGUGCAGGAAUACAGCGAAGCCGGGGAAGCUCCCGACUUUGUGCUCUGCUUGGGUGACGAUUCGACAGAUGAGGAUAUGUUCCGCUCAUUACGACAAUCGCGACUGCCGGCCGACCACGUCUUCUCGGUGACGGUGGGUGCCAGUUCCAAGCAGACGCUGGCCAGCUGGCAUCUGGUCGAACCGGCCGAUGUCAUUUCGGUCGUGUCUCUGCUAAAUGGAUCCAUUGAUGCAGGUAAUGUGGGAGCGGUGGCCGUCGUGGAAGGCCAUGUCCCCGAGUCGAGGAUUUAGAGGAACACAGGAGUUGUUGAUGAGGUCAUGAGGGGGUAUUGUGGACCCUUGCUGCAUUUGUUUGGGGUUUGUGAGACGGGCAUAGAGUUAGUUUUUCUUUUCGUAUAUAUUGCGUGAUAAUCAUGGUAGUAAAAUCAAGAGUUUAGCUGAUGCCACUCGUUCGG
Molecule: messenger RNA, 3189 nt
Organism: Westerdykella ornata
Lineage: Eukaryota; Fungi; Ascomycota; Dothideomycetes; Pleosporales; Sporormiaceae
Product: alpha,alpha-trehalose-phosphate synthase-like protein subunit Tps2
Exons: 4
Coding region: 218-3025 (935 amino acids)
Biological process (GO): cellular response to heat; trehalose biosynthetic process; fungal-type cell wall organization
Cellular component (GO): alpha,alpha-trehalose-phosphate synthase complex (UDP-forming); cytosol
Molecular function (GO): catalytic activity
Source: RefSeq, a predicted model, not a curated record